AUGAAAAUUAUCUUUGCUUUUUGCCUACUUUUUGUGGGAGCGUAUUGCGCAGCAAUUUUUGAUGGACAAUUGAACGACUCUUGGACGUUAUUCAAACGUGUGCACAAGAAAGAGUACGCAACGAUUGAAGAAGAAACUGCCCGACAAACAAUCUGGGAAACAAAUGUUGCCAAGAUUCGUAAGCAUAAUCUUGAAUAUGACCUCGGUCUCCAUACCUACUACAUGAAGAUAAAUCAUUUCGGUGAUUUAACUCACGAAGAAUUCAAGAAAAGUAUGAACGGAUUUAAAGUGAAUGCUAAUGUUGAUAGCAGCAAAAACGAUCGACACAUAUUUUUAGCACCUUCCAAUGUCGCUAUUCCAGAUACAAUUGAUUGGCGCAAAGAAGGUUAUGUCACUCCAGUAAAAGAUCAAGGACAAUGCGGUUCAUGUUGGGCUUUCUCAGCUACUGGCUCACUCGAAGGACAACACUUUGCCUCAACCAAACAACUUGUUUCUCUUUCUGAACAACAAUUGGUCGACUGUUCAACCAAAUUCGGAAACCAAGGCUGUGGUGGUGGUCUUAUGAACAAUGCCUUCGAAUAUAUCAAACAAAACAAUGGAAUUGAUACCGAAAAAAGCUACCCAUAUACAGCUUCUGAUGGAAAAUGCCGUUUCAAACCAGAGAGCGUUGGUGCUACCGAUGUUGGCUACAUUUAUAUCAAAGAACAGAAUGAAACUGAUUUAACACUUGCACUUGCCACAAUUGGUCCCAUCGCAGUCGCCAUCGAUGCUUCGCACGACUCAUUUCAAUUCUACGGUGGUGGUAUUUAUAAUGAACCAGCCUGCUCAUCAUCACCAGAUGCUCUCGAUCACGGUGUAUUGGCUGUUGGCUAUGGUAAUGAUGGUGGAAAACAUCCAACAGACUAUUACAUUGUCAAAAACUCAUGGAGUGAAGGAUGGGGCGAUGCUGGUUACCUUAAAAUGAUGCGCAACUAUCAAAACCAAUGCGGUAUCGCCACUAUGGCUAGCUACCCACUAGUAUAA
Messenger RNA from Adineta steineri, 1023 nucleotides. The record is from the annotation of a GenBank genome assembly. Lineage: Eukaryota; Metazoa; Rotifera; Eurotatoria; Adinetida; Adinetidae.